Molecule: messenger RNA, 1349 nt
Organism: Theileria parva strain Muguga
Lineage: Eukaryota; Apicomplexa; Aconoidasida; Piroplasmida; Theileriidae
Product: FHA domain protein
Exons: 1
Coding region: 72-1106 (344 amino acids)
Molecular function (GO): protein binding; mRNA binding
Source: RefSeq, a predicted model, not a curated record
AAAGUUAUCGCUAUUAAAUUCAGAUUAUGACGGUUAAUUAAUAUAUUAAAUAUAUAUUUUCAUCCUAUUUAAUGUGUAAUUCCAAAGAAGGCUCUAACUCUGUUAAUACUGAGGGUGAUCAGCAUGAGAACAAGGACACUACAGGUAACUCAGAUGAGUGGAGACUUCUUGAAAAUGAAUUGCCAAUGAGUUAUAAUAAAAUAGGGGAUGAUUUUAAGUCAAAUUUGAUUUAUAAACCUCCCAGAUGGUCAUCCAGCUCAACAGACCGUAAGAUUCUUGAUAUUUCUAUUGAAAUAAUCUCAGAUGGAGUUCUUUUAGAAAUAGUUAACCUUGGUUCAAGGUCUCAUUACAUUCUUGGAUCAUCAGAUGACUGUGAUUUUGUGUAUAAAAGUCCCUACGUAUCAAGGAAACACUGUGUACUUCAUUACACAAGAAGUAACAGUCUUGUAAUUUACGAUCUAAACUCAAAAUAUGGAACAACUCUGAACCAUAUGAAACUUAUACCCGAGAAAUACUAUCAAUUAUCACCAGGAGAUCAAAUUAGAGUAGGGCCACCUGGUCUUAGCGACAGAUCGUACAUUAUUAUGGGACACUCAAUACUCUCGGGAAUCGAAGAUGUUCCAAAAGAAGACUUAGAAAUGAUUAAAAAAAAGAAGCUUAGUGACGUUGAUAAGGCGAAGUUAAUGAAAAAGAUUGAAAAGGAUCUGGAAAAGGAGCUGAAAAGGGAGCUGAAAAUGCAUAAUGAUGACGGAUCCUACUACGACACCAACCUCUUCCUGGAUGAAUAUGACGAAUAUUUGGACGAGAAUCCGGAAACACAGAAAAGGAAACAGCCUGUAUUAAACAAAUCAGAUAUUUUGCUAGCAAUUUUAAGGCUCCAAAAGAGUGAAAUACAAGUUUUAAAUAAGUGGUACAAAGUACUUAAGGACGCAACUCCCGACAGGUCUCGACUACCUACACAACCGGCUUCUGAAAUAGAUAUUGAGCUUGAGAAGGUUAAAAAGAAACAAUUAAAAGAGGAUAAGGCAAAAUUUCAAAAGGUCCUGGAUAAAGUCAGAGAUAAUUUAGAUCACAAUUUCAAAUUGUUGCGUGUCGCAUCGUACUAAAAUUUCCCCGAUCUUUUUAUCAAGUGACGCGUCUCUCUUUUUUUCUGUACUAACUGUAGCAUACAUUUUAAAUUGUACAAAUCUUUAAUUAUAUUUUACAUUAUAACUAAUUAUAAAAAUUAUUCACUUGCACAAUCAAGUAUAGUUUUUGCCAGUAAGAUCCAAGAAAAUUUCGAUCUUAUAAUCUAGAAUUAGAAACAAUUUAAAAGUCUUUCAAAUCGUAAAUCAAAACUAAAAUUGAAC